Molecule: messenger RNA, 741 nt
Organism: Diversispora eburnea
Lineage: Eukaryota; Fungi; Glomeromycota; Glomeromycetes; Diversisporales; Diversisporaceae
Source: the annotation of a GenBank genome assembly
AUGCAUUUAACAUGUUUCUCGGGUUCAAUCAUUAUCGGAGCUCUUAACGUUUUAGACUUUUUACGUUCCAUUGGAGUUAUAGAAAGAUUUAAUAAUAAUAUAUUAUGUCUUCAUUUCAUCGGUACUUCAAUGACCGCUAUCCUUUCAUGUUACGUUUUACUUCAAGUGGGAACUAAUUUCUAUCAGGAAUAUAACAUCGUGAAAACAAUAUUAAUAUAUGCACCUAUCGUUGUUACUUUUGGUGUCUUUGGAUUUUCAGUAUAUACCGCAAUACAAUUAGUACUAAGUGAAUUAUCACAUCCAGAUUAUAUAUUUGAAAAAAUUACUUUAGGAUUUAGUCUUCUUGCAGCAUUUUUGACAUUUUUAUAUACUGUUUUUCCUCUAUAUAAUAUUCGAUGUUUGAUUCAACCACCAAGAAUAUUAGUGAAGAAAAUUAAGAGAAAAUUUUUGGGAGUAGAAGAAAUGAUUAUUGGUGGAGAUUAUCGACCAGACAUGUUACCGAAAAAUUAUGAGGAUACGAUACCUGGACCUAAAAUAUUACAUCCUUUGAUUAUUACAAAUCCUCUUACAAACCCUGAAACGGAAACGUUUAAUACAAAUUCAAAUUCUCCUAAAUAUUGGAAACCACCUUCAAAACGAAGUAACACUACACCAAUUAACUCGGUGUUCGGUAAUGGUCGUGUAAGUACAAGACCACCGCAACCUCCAAAAAGAAAUCAUACUACUCCACUGAAAAAAUAA